Messenger RNA from Python bivittatus (Burmese python), 2340 nucleotides. The record is from RefSeq and is a predicted model, not a curated record. Lineage: Eukaryota; Metazoa; Chordata; Lepidosauria; Squamata; Pythonidae.
AUGCCGCCUCGAGGCUUCCACACCGACCGCGUGUGGGGCCCCUUGUUACGUGCGUUCCGUGGCCUGGGUGCCUCCGUGGGCUCCCGCCCGUGGCCUUUCCUCCUGGUGCCUUUGCUGCUUUCGGGCGCCCUGGCAACCGGCUUCGUCUUCCUGCCCCUUCAUAACGAUACCGACCUCGAGAGGCAAUUCACGCCUACGCGGGGCCCGGCCAAGAAGGAGCGGCGCUUCGUGCAGGCGCACUUCCCGACCGACGACGCCCGUCGCUUUUCUGCGCAGAGCCUGAGCACCGACGGCUCCUUCGCGUCCUUCAUCGCCGUGGCGGUCCGCGACGGCGACUCGCUGCUGACGCGGGUGGCUUUCGCCGAGCUGCUGGCGCUGGACCGGGCCGUGCGCGGCAUCCAGGCAGCAGGGCUGUCCUUCGACCGCCUUUGCGCGCGCACCAACGGCUCCUUGAGGUCUGCUGAGGAUAUGACAAAUUCCAAUUUGGAUACUUUAAUUAGGGACACAUGGAGAGACAUCAGAGUCACUUAUUUUACUUCCCUGUCCAAACAGAAAGAAUUUGACAGAAUUGUCCAGAGAGUUAUGCCAUUAAUCUCCAUCACAUAUUUUUUGACAAUGUUAUUUUCAGUUAUAUCAUGUGCAAGGCUAGACUGUGUCCGAACAAAAGUGUGGAUUGCAUCAUCUGGGGUGCUGACAGCAGGUUUAUCUACUGACAGUAGUUUUGGAUUAUUGUUAUUUUGUGGAGUGCCAUUUGUUAUCACAACUGUAAAUUCACCAUUUCUCAUACUAGGAGUUGGUGUUGAUGACAUGUUCAUCUUUGUGUCCCGUUGGCAACAAACCAAAGUGAAGGAUAGUGUCAAGGACAGAAUGGCUGACACCUAUGCAGAGGCAGCUGUUUCAGUUACCAUCACAACUCUGACUGAUGUUUUAGCCUUCUAUAUUGGAAGUAAGGCUUCCUUUGUCUCAGUACAGUCAUUUUGCAUCUACACAGGAACAGCUUUCAUGUUUUGUUACAUAUACAACUUGACUUUCCUUGGAGCUGUCCUUGCUUUAAAUGGAAGAAGAGAAGAAAGCAACAGACAUUGGUUGACAUUCAUGAAAGUGAAGCGUGAACCUACUCGGAGCCUGAUAUAUAAUAUGCGCUGUAUAGGAGGAUUUUUUGAUGAGUCCACUGGAGCUGAAAUUGAUCAUCCCAUGAAUAAUUUCUUUAGAAUGUAUUAUGGUCCAUUUCUUAUGCACAUCUGGACAAAGGUAUUUGUUGUAGUGCUGUAUCUCAUAUACCUGGGUACUAGCAUUUAUGGAUGUACUCAAAUUACAGAAGAACUAAAUCCUCGAAAUGUAGCUAUAGAUGAUUCCUAUGUUGUUCCAUAUUAUGACUGGGAAGAUGAACACUUUUCCAAGUAUGGUCCGAAAGUUAUGGUCAUUGUGACUGAAAGCAUAGCAUAUUGGGACCCCUUGGAACGCAGAGAUUUUGAGGAAUGCAUGAAAGACCUAGAGAGCUUAUCUUUUACGGAUAGGUCUUUGUCAGAGUCAUGGCUGAGAAAGUCAGUCGCUAAACGCCUUUCUCUAAAUAUAGAUGAUCAUAACAAAUUCAUUGCAAAUUUACCCACCUUAUUCUCAAUAAAUCCAGAGUCCCAGUGGAAUGUUAAACUCAAUGAUAAAGAAAUAUUAGUAUCACGUUUUUUCAUUCAGACUGUCAGUAUUAAAAAUGGAGUAGAUAAGAAACGACUUUUAAAUCAACUGAGACAUACUGCUAGGAAUUGUAAAAUACCACUAAAGGUUUAUCAUCCAACUUUUAUAUACUUUGAUCAGUUUCGUUCGGUAGUUUAUUACACUAUUAGAAAGGUUGUGAUUGCCAGUGUAAUAAUGUUCCUUAUUUGCCUGCUGCUGAUUCCUAAACCUGUUCCCUGUUUGUGGGUAACUUUCACUGUUACGUCUGUAACUUCAGGUGUAGCUGGUUUUAUGGCCUACUGGCAAGUGCACCUUGACUCUGUAUCUAUGAUCAUGCUGAUUACUUGCAUAGGAUUUUCAGUAGACUUAUCUGCUCAUAUUUCUUAUUCCUUUGUUCUCAGUAACAAAUGUAAAGUCAAUGACAAGGUAGUGGAUGCUCUGUAUCUUGACGGUUACCCUGCUUUGCAGAGUACCAUUUCUACAAUUGUAGGCAUAACUGUGCUCUCAGUGACCCCCAUUUACUUCUGUAGAAUCUUCUUUAAAAUAAUGUUUCUAGUUAUGUUUUGGGGAGCUGUUCACGGUCUCAUUUUUAUUCCUGUUUUUCUAACAUUCUUUUAUCCUUACAGUGGGAAAGUAGAAGAGAGCAACGAUCAAGCUUUGCCUGCAUGA